AUGGCUAAGCACGCUGCAUCCGUCCCAGUACUUAGGGUGAAGGUGGCCAGGGCCCAGCUUAUCCAUAGUUUUCACGUGACAUCUAAGCUACUGGGACACGCCUUCUCAGAGGUCAAAAACAACAACGUAAAGGACUGGAACAAGGUCGUGCUGGCCUAUGAGGCUGGGUGGGCCAUUGGCACUGGGAACGCUGCCUCUCCUCAACACGUGCAGCAGAUUCAUGCCAAACUGAGGGAGUGGCUGAAGAACAACGUGUCUGAGGCGGUAGCCAACUCUGUAAGGAUCAUCUACGGAGGUUCAGUGAGAGGUGAUACCUGCAGAGAACUUGCCGCCCAGAAGGACAUUGAUGGUUUCAUUGUGGGCAAAGGCUCCCUGAAGCCAGAGUUCAUUGACAUCAUCAACGCCAAGGCAUAAAAUGUGGACAACUGCAGUGUGAUUGGAUUAGAGUCCAACUCCAUUCAGACGGUUAAGUUCUGCAUCCCUCUCUCUCACCACUUAGUCCUCUUUCCCUUUUUCAUUUAAAGUAUUUGUGAUGAUGACAUUCCCUCCCUUUCCUUUAUUAUUUAAUUAUUUUUUAUUUGAUUAUAUAUUUUGUCACAAAGACAUGGGAUAGGGGUGGAAAGCUGUAAGAAAACAUUAUAAAUAUAAAUGACUUAAAGACUAUUUCAGUGUCUUGUCUCAUUUUUAUAUCCUUUCAUAACAGUAUUCAUUGUAGUCUCAGACUGGUUCAGACUAGUUGCUUCCAGUCCUUGUACCUGACUAUUUUCAGAGGAAUGCUUUUUUUAUUUUUGAAGCUGCCUAGCAGCUGAAAAUGGAGCUGCCAAGCAGACAGAAAAGAAAAAGACCACAAAGAAGAUUCCUGGAUGUAAAGAGAGAGGACAUACAGGA
Neolamprologus brichardi is the source of this 888-nucleotide messenger RNA. The record is from RefSeq and is a predicted model, not a curated record. Lineage: Eukaryota; Metazoa; Chordata; Actinopteri; Cichliformes; Cichlidae.